Molecule: messenger RNA, 590 nt
Organism: Aspergillus costaricaensis CBS 115574
Lineage: Eukaryota; Fungi; Ascomycota; Eurotiomycetes; Eurotiales; Aspergillaceae
Exons: 1
Coding region: 169-543 (124 amino acids)
Source: RefSeq, a predicted model, not a curated record
UGAGCUUCAUGGGAUAUCUGGCUAUGCACUUGGUCGACUUUCUAUUUUGCAGACUUGAUUUGAUUUUCUAGGGAGGCGUUGUCUUCAUAACCUCGUGGGUUUUUUCUUUUUUUCUUUCCUAUCGGUUUCCAGCUCCAUAGGCGCCUAACGGGAUGGUUCUCGGUCACUAUGGCAAGAAGGGCGCCAGGUUGCCUUCAAAGCAAACGUCCUCGCUACCCCCGAGUACUGCAGAUCGGAAUUGAGCAACUGGGGAAUGCGUUCGUCUCACGUCUCUCCCAUCAGUCAAAUCUCUCGAAUGUAUCCGGUCCAAGGAAAGAAAAAGAAGUCGAGAAUCGGAAUCCCGAUUCUCACUUUGUACGGAUUCCCCUCAGCGCAGUCUUAUCCCCCACUUCUGUUGUUUUUUCCCCUGUUUCGGUUAAAGAGAAUGCAUGGAAUUUGUCGUUGGCUUGGUUUCUCCUACAUGUCCUGCAGCCUAUCCAGUCGAAACUGCACUGCAUCAUGUUCUAUCGUCAUGGUCUCCGAGCAGACAUGAGGAAUAUCUAGCACGCCUAUUAAGUUACUAUUUACUAAUCCACCAUUUUCUCCCACUC